Molecule: messenger RNA, 3290 nt
Organism: Anguilla rostrata (American eel)
Lineage: Eukaryota; Metazoa; Chordata; Actinopteri; Anguilliformes; Anguillidae
Product: hepatocyte nuclear factor 4-alpha
Exons: 10
Coding region: 294-1622 (442 amino acids)
Biological process (GO): cell differentiation; anatomical structure development; positive regulation of transcription by RNA polymerase II
Cellular component (GO): nucleus
Molecular function (GO): nuclear steroid receptor activity; zinc ion binding; RNA polymerase II cis-regulatory region sequence-specific DNA binding
Source: RefSeq, a predicted model, not a curated record
AAUGAAUGAGACCGAAAAUGACGGCGAAAGUAUAUUCGCGUGUCAGUUCUUUCGUUGCCAUAGCUACAGCCACCAUAUAGAUGGGUCACCAUAAGAGCUCGAGUUAAUGUUUAACCUCUCCACCCACAUUUGUAAAGAUCAGGAAAAAUCAAUAAGAUAACAGCCGGAGAGCGGGCCUUGCCUUACACCAACAACACCUUCCGCAAAAAAAGCAAAGCCACACGAGCUGGGCCAAACUGCCACAUCCUAUGAAGUAGAGAAAACGGAUUCGUUUAAAAGAAGAGGGGACCGAUAUGGUCAAUGUUAAUUCACAAGGCAGUGCGGGUAUGGACACUCCAUAUGAUUCCCCGCCCACCGAAGGCACCAACAUGAACAGCGGUGGUCACCUGGGCGUGGGCACCCUGUGUGCCAUCUGCGGCGACCGUGCCACGGGGAAGCACUACGGCGCGUCCAGCUGCGACGGCUGCAAGGGCUUCUUCCGCCGCAGCGUCCGCAAGAACCACGUGUACUCCUGCAGAUUCAACAGACAGUGCAUUGUGGACAAAGACAAGCGGAAUCAAUGCAGAUACUGCAGGCUGAAGAAAUGCUUUCGAGCGGGAAUGAAAAAAGAAGCUGUGCAGAAUGAAAGAGACAGAAUAAGCACCAGGAGGUCCAGUUACGAGGACAGCAGCCUCCCGUCCAUCAACGCGCUCAUACAGGCGGAGGUCAUGUCGCGGCAGAUAUCCUCACCUGUGUCCAUUCUGAACGGCGACAUGAGAGCGAAGAAGAUGGCCGCCAUCACGGACGUGUGCGAGUCCAUGAAACAGCAGCUGCUGGUCCUGGUGGAGUGGGCCAAAUACAUCCCCGCCUUCUGCGAGCUCCCUCUGGACGACCAGGUGGCAUUACUGAGGGCCCACGCGGGGGAGCAUCUUCUUCUAGGAGUGGCUAAGCGGUCCAUGCUGUUCAAGGACCUGCUGCUCUUAGGAAACGACCACAUUAUUCCUCGUAACUGCCCGGAGCUGGAAGUGAGUCGAGUGGCAGUGCGAAUUUUGGAUGAGCUGGUGCUGCCCUUCCAGGAGCUUCAGAUAGACGACAACGAAUACGCCUGUCUGAAAGCCAUCGUCUUCUUUGACCCAGACGCCAAAGGCCUCAGCGACCCUGGAAAGAUCAAGCGCAUGCGCUACCAGGUGCAGGUGAGCCUGGAGGACUACAUCAACGACCGGCAGUACGACUCGCGCGGGCGCUUCGGCGAGCUGCUGCUCCUGCUGCCCACGCUGCAGAGCAUCACCUGGCAGAUGAUCGAGCAGAUCCAGCUCGUCAAGCUCUUCGGGAUGGUGAAGAUCGACAACCUGCUCCAGGAGAUGCUCCUGGGAGGUUCUGCAAACGAGACGCACCACGCCCCUCACACCCUACAUCCUCACCUGGUGCAGGAGCACCUGAGCACCAACAUCAUCGUGGGCGGCAACAACAUGCCCACCCCCAUCCACAACGGCCAGAUCUCCACUCCCGAAACUCCGCUCCCCUCCCCACCGACGGCCUCCGGCUCAGAACACUACAAGCUGGCCCAAGGGGUCAUAGCCAUGGUGCCCAAACAACCCACCUCCAUCCCCCAACCCACCAUAACCAAACAAGAGGCCAUUUAACUCAGGGCCUAUCAAUCUCCUCUGGCACACAGCUAUGUAAAUAAUUUAUAGCAAGCUCAUUGUACAGUCUGAAGGGUAAAAAUGGCAGCGACACAGACAAAAUGCUUAAGCGUUUCCAGUAAAGAGGAGAGUGAGUCUUCGUGAUCUGCAAAGUGGGCGGAGCUGACACAUACUCUCGUGUGACUCACAGAUUUGAGCCAAUCGUAAUGGUCUACAGAGAGCGUGAUCAGAUCGAACAAGUUACCGGCAACACACUGUCCAGCUGGCUCCACCCAUUGUUGGUUUCUGAAAGGCUUAUUCUGCCAUCACUAGUUUAUGGUAAAAUAGCAGAUUUCUUUUUCAGUAAGUAGCUAUUUCUUUUAUUUGAAAAAAAACAAAAAAAACAAAACUGAUAGGUGAGCAGGCUAAAAGAGGAGCUACAGGUCACAUAUUAGUUUAGACAGAUUCUUAAAAUAUAUCCCCAUAGUGAGGAUAUUGUGUAACCCUCCCCUAGCAAUUUUUUCCCUUUGUACUUUACUCAGGGUCAUUUGACAUAAUACGUAGGGAAUAAUGUAUAUAUUCUAGUACAAACUAUGACUGUGUUCAAUUCAAGAUUAUAUAAAAAUAUUCUCUGCAUUAUCAGCCUGCUUUAUCCUUAUUCUUAAAUUAUUUUUUUAAAAAGCUUAUUGUAAGCUAAUUUACUGGUGCAUUAUUACAGCGGAAAUGUACGCAUACAUUUUGCUCAAAUAAGAUUCAAUAGAAGACAAAACAGUGAUGCUACACAGCAAAUGAAAUUACUUCCAUAUGGGCAUAAGGUUGUGACAUUUGUAUGGCUCACUGCUAUCUAUAUUUAUGUUUCCACAAUAUGCAGAACCAGAGAACAUAAACGACAUUGGUGAGUCUAAGACUCCGGUAAACCUAGGUUUAAUGCCAUUAUUAGUGUACAUUAAGUUUGAUAAAUAAAUUGGGGUUUUAAGAAGAGAACUAUUCUUCUUUAGUAGUGAGUCAGCUGUUUUUUCUUUCCUGUUCACCAAACUGUCCUUUCGUUGGCUUUUCCCCCUAUUAGAUCAGUUAUGUUUUAGUCUAUAUAGUGACAAUAGCUGUUUCUAGGUUGUGCACGUUCUGCAUUUCCCGAUGGACCCAAGUAAUUGGCUUGUCCUGUACUUCAUAAUUAAUUUAUUACAAGUAUAUAUUUGCUUUAAAUAUAAAAUAAAAAAUAAAUGGUGCUUAGACCAUUUCUAUGUAAAUUAUUUUAAAUCUGUUCAUUUUGUAUGACUGUAAAUGUGCAACAUAAAUGGUGCAACUACUCUUUUGGGAAAUACUUUUUAUAAACAAUGUCAAAAAAGAUGAACAUCUUAAAAAGAUUUACAUUUUUAGCAUUUACAGUUUUCUUUUCAUUAAAAUGAUUGAGGAAUGUUUUGUAAUUUAAUACAAGACAAACUCAUUGAUCACUAAUUUCAUUUCAAAUGAUUCUGUGUGAAGUGCCUGAAGCCACUGGAAAGAGUAGAUCAACCUACAAAGAGUCUACUUUAAUGCAUAAAUGGGUAUGACGUUUUUUACAUAAAAUGCUGAAGGGCUAUGCUGUUUGACAAAAGUGGCUCACAUUCAACAGUGCCUUUGUCAUGAAGGAUAUGGGGUGUUUUAACAUGUAAAAUCAAAACAUUAAAUGUGUUUUUUUUAAAUAAAUAA